This is a messenger RNA of Cicer arietinum (chickpea), 1586 nucleotides long. RefSeq lists its product as uncharacterized. Gene Ontology annotation, biological process: negative regulation of DNA-templated transcription. The record is from RefSeq and is a predicted model, not a curated record. Lineage: Eukaryota; Viridiplantae; Streptophyta; Magnoliopsida; Fabales; Fabaceae.
UCCAACUCAUACUAAUUUAAUUUCACCCCUAUAUCCUCUUUCUACCUCCAUUUAUAUCUCAAAAAACUCAUCACAAUUAUCACAUUGUUAGUUUGAAAAGGAAUCCUACCAAACAACAACCUCUACCUUAACAUAUCCAACCAUCUUUGUAUAUUUUUUUUCUUCUUCUAAACACCUAAUUUUCUAACUUUGUUGUAUUUUCGAUUCUCAUAACACAAAAAAUAAAAUCAAACUCCCUCUCUUUUUCUAUAUCAUAUAUUAUUAUAUAUUUAUAUUAUAUUAUAUCAAUCUAAUUUAGGAGGUUACUUGCUAUAAUGUCUUCCAAUUCCAACAUGAAAAGCCUUAUGAGAACAUUAUUCACAUCAAAUGGAAGUUGUGGAUGUACAAAAAACAAAGCAAUUGAAGUACACGAGCCAAUUCAAAAGCCCAAAAUUUCCAUUAACCAAAAGACAAAUCCAACAAGUAGUAAAGCUUCUUCCACUACAACUUCCGGGGAACGAAACGGCGGCAUUUGCAGCGUCGACGACGACGAUUUCUCGACAACCACUGUCUCGGAAGCCGAGACAACACAAAACUACUCUGCACCCAAACAGAGCCCAUUAUUGAACACUGUGGUGGUUGAGAAAGACUCUGAGGAUCCAUAUCAUGAUUUCAAACACUCUAUGCUUCAAAUGAUUUUCGAGAAUGAGAUCGAUUCGGAAGAUGAUCUUCACGAUCUUCUUCGCUGUUUUCUUCAUCUCAAUGCCACUUGUUACCACCAUGUCAUCGUUAAAGCGUUCGAUGAAAUUUGUCUUGAAGCUUUUCCUGACAAGGUUAGUAUCACUCCGAUCGCUGAUAAACUUUCAGCGAUCGGAUGAAAUUUGAAAAAAUUGAAUUAACAAUAAAAAUUAAAAAUAAAAAUAUUUUUAAAUUGUCCGUCUCUAAUCUUUAGAGACAAAAUUAGAGAUAGUUUUAUUUUAUUAUUUUUCUCUUUUUUAGUUGUUAAUUUUAUUUUUCCUAGUAGCAUGGAUUAUAGAAAAGUGUGAUUACAUCAGCAUGGCAUACAAGUGGUGGUGGUGAAAGUAAUUCUUGCAUCAACAUAUAAAUUGAAAAUAUUAAAUGUAUUAAAGUAAUAUAUAAUGAAAAAACGUUUAUUUUGAUAUUAGUUUUUAUAUUUUUAUUUUUUUUAUUUUAAAAAUAUUGUGUUUGCACUAGAGCUAGGCCACGUUUACCCAUUGAAUUAAAAAUGGGGAAGAAGCUACGUGUAAACAUAAUUUUGUGUGAUUAAUUAUUUGUGUGGGGUUGAAAGUUGCUGGGGCUUGGUGAAAAAUAUUAAAGUAGAAGCUUGUGAAUCAAGAUUGGAUGUCUUUGUAUUCAGGAAGAGAUUUGAUUGAUAUUUUUUUCAUUUGUGUUUCUAUUGCUUUUACAAAUUCAACGUAAGCAUUUAUUCGAAGUAAUGUACUAUAGUCAAUGUAUAUGAAUGAAUUCUAGGUGGUGCUUACUCGAUCUAUAUGGUGUGCCUAUGCUCAAUUUUUGUAGAUGAGGACUUUUGUAGAUGAGGUGAUUAAUGGAUCUAUGCUAAUGCUAUAUAUGCUCAAUUUUGUAGA